Messenger RNA from Plodia interpunctella (Indianmeal moth), 1952 nucleotides. Its product is annotated as putative inorganic phosphate cotransporter. Lineage: Eukaryota; Metazoa; Arthropoda; Insecta; Lepidoptera; Pyralidae. Gene Ontology annotation, molecular function: transmembrane transporter activity. The coding region runs from base 246 to 1646 and encodes 466 amino acids. Gene Ontology annotation, biological process: monoatomic anion transport; transmembrane transport. Gene Ontology annotation, cellular component: membrane. The record is from RefSeq and is a predicted model, not a curated record. The transcript is spliced from 11 exons.
CUAUUGAAACACUUAGCUAUUGUGACACAACAACCAGCGUGCAAACCUUCAGAUAUUACAGUGUGGCUGCGCCGGAGUGCGCGUCUGCGUACUUUUUUAUUCAUUCUUCAUUUAAAUUUAUUUAUUGCUAAACAAAAUUCGUUGUUUAAAAUGAUUUAAAAGUGAUUUUCAAUUUCUUAGAACGUUAGAGGUUUUUGUGGGCGAGUUAUUGUAUAUUUUUAAGUUACUUAAUUUGAAUUAUAAAAAUGUGUGCCAAAGAGACUGUUAGUAAUGCUGUCAAACCAAAGGCAAUGUUUGGCGUUCGUCAUGUGCAAGCCAUAAUGCUGUUCCUGGCUAUGCUCAUCGCUUUCAGCAUGCGGGUCAACAUGAGCAUGGCUAUCGUAGCUAUGACUGACCCCGCCAGUGCUAAUUCAUUCAACUGGAGCGUCCAAACGCAGAGCGUGAUUCUGUCGUCCUUCUUCUGGGGCUACGUGAUCCUGCAGAUCCCCGGCGGCGAGCUGGCCUCACGGUUCGGCAGCAAGAUUCUGCUCGUGCUGAGCAUUGGCAUCAACUCCGCUGCUUCGCUGCUGCUGCCCGUUGCUGCUCACUAUGGAGGCUGGCAGCUGGUCUGCGCAUGUAGGGUUAUUCAGGGCCUUUCACAAGGUUUUGUGUACCCAUCAAUGCAUUGCCUGAUUGGCAAGUGGGUCCCGUUGGAAGAAAAAAGUCGGCUUGGAACGCUAGUAUACUCAGGAGCCCAGCUCGGCACAGCCCUGCAGCUCAUGAUAUCCGGCUACAUAGCGGAGUACUGGGGCUGGCCGGCCAUCUUCUACACCAUGGGGUGCUUCGGCGUGGUGUGGACGGUCGUGUAUAUCUUCAUCGGGUCGUCCUCGCCCAAGACAUCUAAGAUCAUCAGCGAAGAAGAGAAAUCGUAUAUCGAGCAUUCGCUAGGACAAGUUGGGGAGCAAAAGAAACUGAAGACACCAUGGAAAGCUAUCCUCACAUCUCUUCCGUUCUUGUCGUUGCUGAUCGUGCACUGCGGCCACAACUGGGGCUUCUGGACCCUCAUGACCGAGAUACCUUCCUACAUGAGCAAAGUACUCGGAGUAGACAUCAAAUCGAAUGGCGUCAUGUCAGCGUUGCCGUACAUCGGGAUGUACCUCAUGAGUUUCCCGUUGGGCUUCACCUCCGACUACGUGCUGAAGAAGAAGUGGGUCAGCAUUACUACUUCGAGGAAGAUCAGUAACUCCAUCAGUCAGUACGGCCCGGCCAUCGUCCUCAUCAUUCUGUCGUACGCGCCCGCUGACGUCACAAUCGCCGUAUCGCUUUUGACUUUGACCAACUGCCUUAAUGCAGGCCAUUACACUGGCUAUUUGCUGGUGCACAUUGACAUGGCUCCGAACUUCGCGAGUACCCUCAUGGGCAUUACCAACUGCAUCGCGAACAUCGUCUCGCUUAUUGUCCCGCUGGUGGCUGGAGUUAUUUUAAAAGAUGAGACGGACCCUGGUGAUUGGCGAAAGGUUUUCUUCGUCGCGUCCGCCAUUUUUGUCAUCUGCAACACAAUUUAUGUGAUAUUCGGGACCAGUGAGAGACAGAAAUGGAAUGAACCUGUUGAAGACAGUGCGAAUGAUAAAAAUUCAUCGGAUCACAAAGCGGAGAAAGUAGUAUGAUGCCAAAGAAUAAUUUAAGAUGUAAUAAAUUGAAUAAUUAAAAAAAAAAUAGUUUUAAUAAGAAUUUCACGAAAUUGUUAUAUAUUGUUACCAACUACUUUGUCAUUUAUUUAGUAUGUAGUUAAUGUUAUACAAUUUGUACAUAAUAAUGUAGAUUUAUUUAUUAUUUUUUCUUCUAUUCAAUUCCUUCUAUAAUAACAUUUUAAGUGUUGUUAAUUUUAUUUAGAUAUAGUGUAUAAAAUUUUGGUCGACAUAAAUAUAAAUAAUAAGUUUCAUGAAUAAAUGAAUAUAAAAUUAAUACAGAUA